Messenger RNA from Penicillium brevicompactum, 852 nucleotides. Its product is annotated as tudor domain-containing protein. Gene Ontology annotation, molecular function: DNA-binding transcription factor activity. The transcript has 3 exons. NCBI's taxonomy places the organism in Eukaryota, Fungi, Ascomycota, Eurotiomycetes, Eurotiales, Aspergillaceae. The record is from RefSeq and is a predicted model, not a curated record. Gene Ontology annotation, biological process: negative regulation of DNA-templated transcription. Bases 1 to 852 code for a protein of 283 amino acids.
AUGUCUGACAUUGCUGCCCAGGAGGAAGAGCUGAAGGAGUUCAAGCUUCAGUAUGAAACAGUUGUCUCCAGCUUGCAGACCGAUCCUGAUAACACAGAACUUGCGAGUCUUCAAACUGAACUUGGGGAACUCAUCAGCUUGACCGAGACUGCCAUUGCUGAACAAAAAGCCGAACAACAGGCUGCGGCCCCGAAGGCUGCACCCAAGGAAAACCGAUUCAAGAACAGCUUCCACAAGCCCGAAACCGAAGAUGCCCCUACACACCCAGCCCCGGCCUCAUUCGCGGUUAACGAUACUGUGCUCGCCCGCUGGGUCUCUGGCGACGGAGCCUUUUACCCAGCCAAGAUUACCUCCAUGACAGGCUCAUCAACCAACCCGGUUUAUCUGGUGUCGUUCAAGUCAUAUGCGACUGUGGAAAAUUUGACGGCCAAGGACCUCCGACCCAUCUCCGGCUCUGACUCACGCAAGCGCAAGGCUGAUGCAACCCCAGGCAGUUCGGCGUCUCCCUCGCCCGCGCCCCCCGGCGUGAUUUCCGCCGCGGCAGAUAUUAACCCUGCCCUGGCAACUCAGGCCCGCAGUGAACCGAGUCUGGCUAAUGAUGGACCCCCUCGUCCCGCCAAGGCCGCCCGCAAAGUCAAGGCGAACAAGGAGCUGGAAGAAGGCAAGAAUAAGUGGAAAGACUUUGCUGCCAAGGCCAAGGGGAAGGGCAAGUUUGGCAAGAAGGACAGCAUGUUCCGCACUGGUGAUGGUGUUAAUGCACGAGUUGGAUUUACAGGAUCUGGUCAAACCAUGCGCAAAGAUCCGACACGCUCUCGCCACAUCUACCAACAGGCCGAUGAUGAAGGUUUCUAG